Molecule: messenger RNA, 3989 nt
Organism: Panicum hallii
Lineage: Eukaryota; Viridiplantae; Streptophyta; Magnoliopsida; Poales; Poaceae
Product: disease resistance protein RPM1-like
Exons: 1
Coding region: 1124-3844 (906 amino acids)
Biological process (GO): defense response to other organism
Molecular function (GO): ADP binding
Source: RefSeq, a predicted model, not a curated record
GGCGGCAUGUUGUAGCUGCAGGCACGAUGGUAGGAGCCGCUAGCAGUGGACGGCGGACGAAUACACUCUGCCUGCCACUCUGGUUGUUGGGGAUCGUCAAUCUGUCUGCCACUCAUCGGGUUGGUCAUGAAAGGUUGAAACCGCGCGGACUGGCUGCGGACGUAGAUGGACAAAUGGGCCGGGCCUAAUGGGUGGUACGAGGUCCGACAUAAAAAAACACGACACUAACACAGCCCAGCCUGAUAGCUAUAGUGUUGUGCCAACCCAGCACGAUGAGUCGGGGCGUGCCUGGGCCGCAACCUCAGCAUGUAGUGUCGGUCCAAACACAACACGAUUUUUGAUCCGGCACGAUCUGGCCCGUUUAACAGCCCAACCCAUCUCCAUCCGCCAUUCCUCUCUCUUGAUCUCUCCCUUCUGUCUCUUCCCACAACUUUUCCCCCUUCCCAAUCGCCAAUCUCCCCUCUCGCGGUUUCUCCCUUCUGCUCUCCCCCCGCUGCCUCUUCCCUUCCCCCGCCGGCGGCCUCCUCCCCGCGCGUCUGGCCGUCGUCGCCGCCUCCUCCUACCCGCGCGCCUUCGCCUUCGCCGCCUCCUCCUCCUCUGUGCGCCUCGCCGUCGCAGUCGCCGCCGCCGCUCCUGCUGCAGCCGCCACCGCCGGCAUCGGGCUCGGGCUGGCACGUCACGGGCGGGCCGACCGUGCUAUCAUGCCGGCACGGCACGACCGCGUGCCCUUCGUUCCGUGACUGGGCCGCGGCGGCGGCACGGCACGACACAGUUUGCCGACGGUACCUCGUCGUGCCGUGUUGGGCUGUGCCGUCCAUCUGGCCAUCUAUAGCUGCGGAGGGAACGAAGAACCGAGUAUCAGAGAAGCGGGGGCCAUUCUUCAGUCACAUUCACCUGAUGGAGAUGGAUUUUCUCUUUCUCUAGAUUCUUUUAUGAAAGAUUCCAACCACCCCGUUUUUGGAAACCUCCUGCGGCCUUCCUGCGGUUUUUCCUAUUCUACUGUUCUCUGCUUCCGUUCCAAACGGCGCCAUAGAUCUCUCGGUCUCUUAACAUCUCAACCAACACUGCGAGCGUCUGCGUCUCAACCACCGAUUCCGCGUCUCAACAAUCGCCGGCCGGCGACAUGGCGGAAGCCAUAGCCAUAUCCCUCUCCGCUAAGCUCGCAGUGGCACUGUCCCGCAGCGCCGCCCUCGGCCUCUCGCCCCUCUUCGGCGUCCGCUCUGAAAUCGCAGCCGCCGCGCGGGACCUAGAUCUCCUCCGCGCCUUCCUCCGGUUCGUCGACUCCCACCACGGCGCCGACGCCCUCGCCGCCGCGUGGGUCAAGCAGGUCCGUGACGCCGCCUUCGAGCUCGAGGACGUGGCGGACGAGUGCUGCUACCUCUCCGCCCACGGCCGUGCCUGGGGCUGGGUCAAUGUCAGAGCCUGGUUCGCCGUCUUGCGGCAGCUGCGCAAGGCCCGGGAGAGGCUCCGCCAGCUCUCCGCCGCCAAGGAGCACUAUGGCAUCCGCCCAGCCGCUGAUGGCCCCGCGCCCGCCGUCGGCGCCAUCAGCCAGAUGCUGGCGGAGAGCGCGCACUUCGUGGAGAAAGAGGAGAUUGUGGGCUUCGCCGCACACGAGAGGCAACUGCGGGAGUGGGUGGUCGAGGACCCGGAGCCUCGGCGGACCCUGGUCUCCGUGUGGGGGAUGGGCGGGGUCGGCAAGACCACCCUCGUCACGCGCGUGCUCAAGGAGGUGGCAACGCCCCACUUCGACUGCCACGCGUGGGUGGCGGUGUCGCAGCGCUUCACGGUGGACGAUCUUCUCAGGAAGAUCAUCAAAGAGCUGCACCACGGCGGGGGCGACGCCGACGCGGACUACCGGUCGCGCGUGGAGGCCGUGCGGCGCCAUCUAAAAGGGAGGAGGUACCUUGUCGUGCUCGACGACGUCUGGGACGCCCACCUUCUGGACAAGCUCCGCCACGCGUUCCUCGACGACGGGACCGGGAGCCGGGUGGUCAUCACCACGCGCAGCAGAGACGUGGCCAACGCCGCGGCCCACGGGAGGACCAUGAUGCUGGAGCCUCUGCCGUGGCGCGAGUCAUGGACGCUGUUCUGCAACGUGGCCUUCAAGGAGGCCCCCGGCCGGUCCUGCCCAAGCCACCUGCAGGAGAUUGCUGCCAGCGUGCUGGAGCGAUGCCGCGGCCUGCCGCUGGCGAUCGUCUCCGUGGGAAACAUCCUCGCGCUCAAGGAUACGACAGAGUUCGCCUGGAGCAAUGUCCGGGACAGCCUCGUGUGGGACAGGAGCAGCAGCGAUCUUGGGAUAGGGGAGGCAGCCAGCAUACUGAACCUGAGCAUCGAUGACCUGCCGCACCACCUGAGGACAUGCUUCCUGAGCUGCAGUAUAUACCCUGAAGACUUCCUGAUCAAGAGGAAGAUACUGAUCAGGAUGUGGGUUGCGCAGGGCUUUGUUGACGACAGGUUAGAUCAUCGUACAGCGGAAGAUGUCGCUGAUGACUACCUGGACCAGCUAGUGCAGCGCAGCUUGAUGCAGGCUGUCGUCCGGAACGAGUUUGGCCGUGCCAAACGGUGCCUCGUUCAUGAUCUCAUCAGGGAGCUGAUUACUCUAAGGUCCAGGGAAGAGCAGGGAUUCUUCCAGUUUGUAAAUUGCAGGGUGACAGUUGAUUCCAGCACCAGAAUCCGAAACCUUGCACUUGACAGAUGUGAAGCGGUGGACAGUCGGUCAGUUCCGAAGGUAGCCUUACUUCGCUCCUUCUGUGCAUUUGGGUCAGAACUAGAUGCUGCAUUCCUGUCUCGUUUUAGGCUGCUUACCGUGCUGAACCUCUGGUUCAUUGAGAUGAACAAGCUGCCCGACUCAGUAACCAAUCUUCACAACCUACGCUACCUUGGGAUCCGCUCCACUCUUGUUGAGGAGCUCCCAAGAGAUCUGGGGAAGUUGCAGAAGCUGCAAACACUGGAUUGCAAGUUGUCCAUGGUUCGAAGAUUGCCAAGCAGCACAACCAAACUGAAGAGCCUGCGCCACCUGAUGCUUUUCACGCGCGAGGCCGCUGACUUCUGGAAGGCAUUUGCCGGCACCGCCGUUCAACUUCCUGAAGGCCUAGAAAACCUGACCAGCCUGCAAACACUUAAAUAUGUUCAGGCUGAUACAGAAACGGUUAAAUCUUUAGCAAGUUUGGAGAAGAUGAGGAGCCUGGACCUGUCUGGAUUGGAUCCUAGCCUUACCGCUGAUUUGCCAUCGUCAAUUUCCAGGAUGAGAUGCCUGCUGCGCUUGGGUUUGGAAAUGGAACCUGACGCAGUACUAGACCUGGAAACAGUAACUCCACCCCCACUGAAGCUGCAAAAACUUGCUCUGGCAGGCAGGUUAGCAGGAGGGAAGCUGCCAUCAUGGACCUUCUCCCUCACUAGCCUCACACAACUACGGUUAUCUGGCUGCGAAAUUGCAGAAGAUUCACUUUUGCUCUUGGCGGCACUCCCUAGGCUGGUAAAUCUUAGUCUCAUAGCUGCAUAUCACGGGAGGAAUAUGACUUUUGCCAGAGGUAGUUUUCCUACCCUUCAGAAACUCACCUUGCAGGACUUGCCUAACCUUGACCUCGUGGUCUUUCUUCAAGGAUGCCUUGUAAACCUGCAUGAUCUAGUGCUUGCCCUGUGCCCAGAGCUAACUGAAAUACCUCAUGGCAUGGAGAACCUCGUCCUUCUCCAAAAAUUUGAAACUUUUGGAAUGACAACUUUGUUUGUAGAUAAGCUGAAGGAACAGAAUGGUGAUGCUGGUUAUUACAAGCCUGCCAGUUCGGAGUUUCUUAGGGCACCUUGGCUUUCUAGAUAUUUGAGAUGGGUUGGAAGAAACAAUUGAAAAUGACGAGGUGGUUGUUUAUGUUCUUUGUCACAGCUGCUCUGAGUUUCUCGGUGCUGGAGCAAUUUGCCAAUUUGUACCCAAAAGUUGAACUUUAUGGAUUCAAAAAUUCCUAAAUGGCAAGAAUGGACAUUAAUUGUAGAUU